AUGCGUGUGAAGAGGCGCCAGCUGUGGUUCUGCGGGGAGCAGAGUCAAAGGUCCUGGGACUGGGACUGGGACUGCCACGGUCCUACCUGGAGCUCCAGUUUCAGUGUGCGACAGUGCCUUUACGAAACACUUGGAUUCUUAACUCACUUUCUGUGGAAUUAUUGGGUAAAACGUGAAAGUUUCUUCCAGGGAAGACUCGGCACCGAACUUUUCCGGCCCUUCACCAGGGAGUCGCUGGAGGAGAUCAAGAGGCUCGAAGAGGAAAGCAAGAAGGCAGCUGAAGUAGAGGGCCAUGAUGAGAAGGAGCCAGAGGGACCUAACCCAGAUCUGGAGGCGGGCAAGAGUCUGCCGAUGAUCUUUGGAGAUCCUCCAUCUGAGAUGCUCAACACCCCUCUGGAGGACAUCGACCCCUUCUACAAAGCACAGAAAACAUUCAUUGUGAUCACUAAAGGAAACACCAUCUACAGCAUGUUCAUCAUGAUCACAAUUCUGUCCAAUUGUGUGUUCAUGACCAUGAGCAACCCACCAGCAUGGAGUAAAACCGUUGAGUAUGUUUUUACUGGCAUUUAUACAUUUGAGGCGACAGUCAAGGUGUUGUCUCGAGGUUUCUGCAUGGGACCCUUUACAUUCCUUCGAGAUCCAUGGAACUGGCUGGAUUUCAUGGUUAUCAGUAUGGCAUACAUUACUGAAUUUGUUGACCUUGGCAACGUGUCAGCUCUCAGGACCUUUCGUGUGCUUCGAGCCCUCAAAACAAUUACUGUGAUUCCUGGUUUAAAAACCAUUGUAGCUGCACUGAUGCAGUCCGUGAAGAAAAUGGUGGACGUGAUGGUUUUGACUGUUUUUGCUCUUGCUGUGUUUGCGCUUGUGGGUCUACAACUCUUUAUGGGAAACCUGCGGCAGAAGUGUAUCCGCUGGCCCCUUGUCAAUGACACUACUUUUGACUUCAACUCAACUCAAUUCAAUUCUACGUCUCUAUUCAACGACUCCUUGAUAUUCGACAAUUCAACUUAUAUCAACAACACGUUUGAUUUCACUGGGUACAUUGAGAAUCCAGUGAAUCAGUACUUUGUGGAAGGUAGUCUCGAUGCACUGGUUUGUGGAAACACCUCUGAUGCUGGAAAGUGCCCUGAAGGAUAUACCUGCAUGAAAGCUGGGAUGAACCCUAACUAUGGAUAUACCAGCUUUGACUCCUUUGGUUGGGCUUUCCUUGCUCUCUUCAGACUUAUGACACAGGACUUCUGGGAAAACCUGUUCCAGCUGAUCCUGCGUGCGGCUGGAAAGACAUACAUGUUGUUUUUUGUGGUUAUCAUUUUCCUGGGCUCGUUUUACCUCAUUAACCUGAUCCUGGCUGUAGUGGCCAUGGCCUACGACGAGCAGAACAAGGCGACACAGCGAGAGGCCAUUGAAAAGGAGGAAGAGUUUCAGAGACUGCUGGAGCAACUUAAGAAUCAAGAACAGGCCCUGCUUCAUGGCAGCCAUGUAUCUCUCACCAGUAAGAAGUCCCUGAGUCAGAACACGGUGUCCGAGGGCCAUCAGAGCUCGGAUCAUGAAGAGAUCACCAAGGACUGCAACGGGAGGGUUAUUCCACGACUCCUUGUCAGAGCACCCACUAUGCUGGAGGUUCCUGAAGAUGAGGAAGAGACAAAUAAAUCUAUAGGCUCGGUUCAUAGCAGCAUGCUUCAUGUUGAGGAACCAGGCCUGACAAACAAAACAGGGAGUGUUCUCACAGUGGCUACUAUGACAGCCAUGGAAGAGUUGGAGGAGGCACAACGGCCCUGCCCACCCGGCUGGUAUAAAUUCGCAGACAUAUUCUUGAAGUGGAACUGCUGUGUGCGUUGGGUUACCUUUAAAGAGCGGAUGUAUUUUGUUGUCAUGGACCCAUUUGUGGAUUUGGGCAUUACCAUCUGCAUUGUCCUGAACACACUGUUUAUGGCAAUGGAGCACUAUCCAAUGACCCCGGAGUUUGACCACAUGCUAUCAGUGGGCAAUUUGGUAUUCACCGGUAUCUUCACAGCUGAAAUGUUCUUCAAGCUCAUAGCCAUGGAUCCAUACUACUAUUUUCAAGUGGGGUGGAACAUUUUUGACAGCAUCAUUGUCACUCUGAGUCUGGUUGAACUUGGGCUGGCCAAUGUCCAAGGGUUAUCUGUUCUUAGAUCGUUUCGUCUGCUUCGCGUGUUUAAACUGGCUAAGUCAUGGCCCACACUGAACAUGCUGAUCAAGAUCAUUGGAAACUCGGUGGGGGCCUUAGGAAACCUGACCUUAGUGCUGGCCAUCAUCGUUUUCAUCUUUGCUGUUGUUGGGAUGCAACUGUUUGGCAAAAGCUACAAGGAUUGUGUGUGCAAAAUCUCAGAAGACUGCGAGCUGCCGCGGUGGCACAUGACAGACUUCUUCCACUCUUUCCUCAUCGUGUUUCGUAUUCUGUGUGGGGAGUGGAUAGAGACCAUGUGGCAUUGUAUGGAGGUGGCCGGUCCUGCCAUGUGCCUGAUUGUCUUCAUGAUGGUCAUGGUAAUCGGAAAUCUGGUCGUCUUGAACUUGUUCUUGGCCUUGCUACUCAACUCCUUCAGUGGUGACAACCUGGCUCCUGGGGAAGAGGAUGGAGAGAUGAACAACCUGCAGAUUGCUGUUGCCCGGAUCAAAAAGGGCAUUGCGUGGCUGAAAUCCUUCAUCAUUCAAAAAGUAACGCAGACACUCGAGAGAAAACCAAAGGAUCUCGAUAGUAAGACGGAGCCGAUCGAGAUGAAUCAUUUGGAUUCAGCUCCUGCUUUGAAAGUGGCCGAUGGGAUUCCCAAUUGUGUAAUGGAGGGACCGUCCACUGUGGGAGAGCUUGGGUUUAGUGUCCCAAUUGCAGAGGGAGAAUCAGACUUUGAAAUCCUUGAUGAUGACGAAGACAGUGAUGAAGAUGAUGAUGACGAUGAGGAAACCUCCUCUAGUGAUGAGACAAGUGAUCAGAAAAUAUUAGAUACGAAAAAAACAAGAACUGAAGAUCUUUGGUAUCAAGGCGUAAAACUACAAGGUGCAUUAAGUGGGGAUGGGGACUGUUCGGUCUGCAGCACAGCGGAUUAUCAACCAUCAGAGUCUGAACCAUCUGAAGUAGAGGAAGAGGAGCCGGAUCCAGUGGAACCAGAGGCCUGCUUCACUGACGGCUGCGUACAGCGCUGGCCUUGCCUGUCUGUGGACAUCACUAAAGGUGGGGGUAAAACCUGGUGGAACAUCCGACGGGCCUGUUUCACUAUUGUGGAGCACGACUGGUUUGAAACUUUCAUCAUCUUCAUGAUUCUCCUCAGCAGUGGGGCCCUGGCUUUUGAGGACAUUAACCUUGAGCGCAGACGGACUAUAAAAAUUAUUCUGGAGUAUGCUGACAAAGUCUUCACCUACAUAUUUGUCAUCGAAAUGCUCUUGAAAUGGGUGGCAUAUGGCUUUAAGACCUACUUUACAAAUGCCUGGUGUUGGCUGGACUUUUUCAUUGUGGAUAUUUCCCUGAUUAGUUUAGUUGCCAACUGGAUGGGCUAUUCUGAACUUGGACCAAUCAAAUCCCUCCGGACCCUCAGGGCACUCAGACCUCUUCGAGCUUUGUCAAGAUUUGAGGGAAUGAGAGUUGUAGUCAAUGCACUUGUUGGCGCCAUUCCCUCCAUCUUCAAUGUGUUGCUGGUGUGUCUGAUCUUCUGGCUCAUCUUCAGCAUCAUGGGGGUUAACCUGUUUGCUGGAAAGUUCUACCGCUGCAUCAACACCACCACUGCAGAGCUCUUCCCGAUUUCUGAGGUUAACAAUAAGAGCGACUGUUUGGUCCUGCAAGAAGCCACGCAUGAGGCACACUGGGUCAACGUCAAAGUCAACUAUGACAAUGUGGGAAGUGGAUACCUCUCUCUUCUUCAAGUGGCAACUUUCAAAGGAUGGAUGGACAUAAUGUACGCUGCUGUUGACUCCAGAGAGCCAGGAGAACAGCCUUCAUAUGAGAUCAACCUGUACAUGUACAUAUACUUUGUCAUCUUCAUCAUCUUUGGGUCAUUCUUCACACUCAACUUGUUCAUUGGUGUGAUUAUUGACAACUUUAACCAACAAAAGAAAAAGUUUGGAGAUAAGGACAUCUUUAUGACAGAAGAACAAAAAAAAUACUAUGAAGCCAUGAAGAAAUUGGGAUCAAAGAAGCCACAGAAGCCAAUCCCACGUCCAACAAACCCAAUCCAGGGUCUCGUGUUCGACUUCAUCAGUAAGCAGCCGUUUGACAUCUUCAUCAUGGUGCUGAUCUGCCUCAACAUGGUGACCAUGAUGGUGGAGACGGAUGACCAGAGCCCAGAGAAGGAGGACUUUCUGUUCAAAGUCAACGUGGCCUUCAUCGUUGUCUUCACUGGAGAGUGUGGGCUGAAGCUGAUCGCUCUCAGACAUUUCUUCUUCACAAAUGGAUGGAAUGUUUUUGACUUUGUUGUGGUCAUUUUGUCCAUUGCAGGAACAAUGCUCUCGGACAUCAUCGAGAAGUACUUUGUGUCUCCCACACUGUUCAGAGUGAUCCGUCUGGCUCGAAUUGGCAGGAUCCUGCGCCUGAUCAAAGGAGCCAAGGGAAUCCGGACGCUCCUCUUUGCUCUCAUGAUGUCACUCCCAGCUUUAUUCAACAUUGGCCUUCUUCUUUUCCUCAUCAUGUUCAUCUUUUCUAUUUUUGGCAUGUCCAACUUCGCCUAUGUCAAAAAGGAAGCAGGGAUUGAUGACAUUUUUAACUUUGAGACUUUCGGAGGGAGCAUCAUCUGUUUGUUUCAGAUCACCACUUCUGCAGGUUGGGACGGGCUUUUGCUUCCGAUGCUGAACACGGAGCCUCCUGACUGCGACCCAGACUUUGAGCACCCAGGCACCGACGUCAGGGGCAACUGUGGCUCCCCGGGGAUGGGCAUGAUGUUCUUCUGCAGCUACAUCAUAAUUUCCUUUCUGGUUGUGGUCAACAUGUACAUCGCCAUCAUCUUGGAGAACUUUAAUGUAGCCCAGGAGGAAAGCGGCGAUGCGCUCUGUGAGGACGAUUUUGAGAUGUUUAAUGAAACGUGGGAGAAGUUUGACGUAGAGGGAUCCCAGUACAUUGAAUACAGCAGACUGUCGGAAUUUUGUGAUGCUUUGCAAGAGCCGCUCAAAGUCGCCAUGCCUAACCGCUUCCGUCUCAUCGAAAUGGACAUAGCUCUCGUCACUGGAGACAGGAUUCACUGCAUUGAUGUGUUAUUAGCUGUUACUCAAAUGGUUUUAGGAGACACUGUGGAGAUGGCAGCCAUGCGAGAAAGUAUUUUGGCAAAGUUUGCUCUCAGUAACCCCAAGAAAGACACGUUUGCUCCCAUUGUUACGACUAUACGUCUCAAAGAAGAACUACAGUCCACCGUGAUCAUACAGAGAGCUUUCCGCACGCACUUGUUGAAACGCUGCAUACGCCAUGCUGCCUUCAUGCAUCGCUCUCUGAGGAUAGAGAGGAGGGAUGAAGACAAAGAACCUCCGGAAAAAGAGGGGCUUUUGGCGCGGAGGAUGGGAGUCCUCUAUGGCAGUGACCUGGAGCUUGCGGAGGAGAUGGAGCGGGUGGAUUUACAGACUUUAGUGGAGCAGCAGCCUCCACAGACUCACAGAGACUCAGAAAGCCCUGAGCCAUAUCAGCCUAAUCUCUUAGUUGUGCCCGUGGAGAUUACCAAUGAGGCUGGGACCAAACCCCUGCAGAUUACCCAGAAGCCCCGGUUCUACGGCGUCAUGACCGGCAAGAAAGUGGGAAUUUACUGCAUGUCUUCCGAACAGCCCCUGCCCUCCACCGCCCGCUGGUACAAGGCCUCCACGUUCGACUCAGAGAAGUCCCUGGUCCGGGCCGGGAGCAGGAUAUUUGUCCGAAACACAAAUGAGACUGAGAACGCCAUCCUCAUCCUCAGUGAUCUGCAGACGGAGGACCAGGGCGUGUACUUCUGUGAGAUCAGCCAAGCGUUCGGAGCCGGGACUGAAGUGCAAGUGGCCAGUGAGUGA
Knipowitschia caucasica is the source of this 5970-nucleotide messenger RNA. Lineage: Eukaryota; Metazoa; Chordata; Actinopteri; Gobiiformes; Gobiidae. The record is from the annotation of a GenBank genome assembly.